AAGGAGGUCCAAUAGGCACAUGUGGAUUUCCUGGUGACAGUGACGCAAAUUAUGGUGGAUUUUCUGGAUUUAGUGAAGAGUUGUUUAGCAGAGCUGAAAAAACUGUUGCUAAAGAAACAAUAGCUUUUUGUAAAGUGUGUAAUGGUCUUGUCACAAAAGGUACAAAAAUAUCACCUGGAGAUAGAUGUCCAACAUGUUCUGGUAUAGGUCAAGUAAAAGAAAGAAAACCUAUUUCUAUUGAUAUUUCUGCUGGUAUUGAAGAUGAACAAAAAUCAAAUCAAUUAGACAAGGUGAUGCACCUUAUGACCGUCAAGGAACACCCAGAGAUUUAUUUGUAA
Messenger RNA from Entrophospora candida, 338 nucleotides. NCBI's taxonomy places the organism in Eukaryota, Fungi, Glomeromycota, Glomeromycetes, Entrophosporales, Entrophosporaceae. The record is from the annotation of a GenBank genome assembly.